CAGAAUUGCUCACGUGGAAAGAGAAAGCCCUACGCACUUCCAGUGUUCUUUCCCGCACAAGAACUCAGAAUUGUUUCGCCUGUAUCCCUCAACACCGAUAUCAACUCACAGCCGGCAGGAUGAAGUACAUUCAUUCCCAGGAGCUCCUUGAGAUCCCCGAGGGGGUCAAGGUCAGCAUUAAGUCGCGAAUUGUCACCGUUGAGGGUCCCCGCGGCAAGCUGGUCAAGGAUCUCAGCCACCUGGCUGUCAACUUCACCGUCCCCAAGAAGAACCAGAUCUCCAUCGAGAUUCACCACGGUGUCCGCAAGAAUGUCGCUACCCUCCGAACUGUACGAACCCUCAUCAACAACCUGAUCAUUGGUGUCACCAAGGGCUUCAAGUACAAGAUGCGAUACGUCUACGCCCAUUUCCCCAUCAACGUCAACGUCUCCAAGAACGCCGAGACCGACCUGUACGAGGUUGAGAUCCGAAACUUCAUCGGCGAGAAGCUCGUCCGCCGAAUUGUCAUGCAGCCUGGUGUCGAUGUUGAGGCUUCCACCACCCAGAAGGAUGAGCUCGUCCUCUCUGGUAACUCUCUGGAGAACGUGUCGCAAAGUGCCGCCGAUAUCCAGCAGAUCUGCCGGGUGCGAAACAAGGAUAUCCGAAAGUUCCUUGACGGUCUGUACGUCUCCGAGAAGGGCAACAUUGUCCAGGACGAAUAAGCGCGGGUACGGACACGGAUCUUGUUUCUUUUGCGUUUCUGGGUCUCAGGAGUGGCGAAGGUUCAUCGUUGCAUGUCAUGUAGCAAAAAAAGGGCUACAAAACAAAUUUCAAAAAGCAAAGAGAUGAUGACUCUGGUGCCGACAAACACUUGAAUCUCGCCAACGAAUCGAAUCGCAUCUGUUCAUUCGUGUAUGUGACCAUUUUAGGAGCAAAAAAGGGCCGGCUUUUAGACGAGGGUUCGUUUCGGGUGUUUUGCGAUAAGAAAAAAAAGGCGUUUAAUCAUUUUCCAAUGCGCACACUAUCUGUGCCUGGGAACUCCCACAACGUUUUUGUCUAUCGUGAAGUCGGUUCUGCAAGAUCUAUUCUAUCCAAUUUGAUCAAUGGUAAAAUGAGUCAAUGCAUCAUGAUUUCAGAACUUUAGUCCACGCACAUCCAUGGCUGUCGUUGAUUGAGGAGGCGAUUAUGAUCAAAAGUUGCAUGUGAAAAAAAUGAGGCUCGCAUUUACAUUAAGACGUGCCUCGUCAGUAUAUUCAUCUUUUAUCAAACUCGUAAUUUUUCUUCUCAACUUUCAUUGUGAGUCAUUUCAUCUAGUCUUCCUUUCAAUUCCUUUCGUGACGUGAUCUCUUGAGUAACAAAAAGCAGCAGCAUUAACCAUCCAUGAAUGCGUGGGUAAAAUAACAACAUCAAUGAUGAAAAGGGGUGAAUGGGGGGGAAAUAAAAACCAGAGGCCGCAAAAAUAUCAACAUAAUACCAUAAUAUGUGAACAACCAGGAACGCCAGUAGCCUUGA
Fusarium odoratissimum NRRL 54006 is the source of this 1491-nucleotide messenger RNA. Its product is annotated as 60S ribosomal protein L9-B. The transcript has 3 exons. Gene Ontology annotation, biological process: cytoplasmic translation. Gene Ontology annotation, cellular component: ribosome; cytosolic large ribosomal subunit. Bases 120 to 701 code for a protein of 193 amino acids. The record is from RefSeq and is a predicted model, not a curated record. NCBI's taxonomy places the organism in Eukaryota, Fungi, Ascomycota, Sordariomycetes, Hypocreales, Nectriaceae. Gene Ontology annotation, molecular function: structural constituent of ribosome; rRNA binding.